CAUGCUUUUGUCGCAUUUCUUAAAUACACAAAAUGUCUGCUAGCUCUGGGAAAUAUUGAGGAGCACAUUCAUACUAAAACGAAACCCUGCUUCUCCCCAGUGUCCUGACAUAUGAUUGGUUUCCACACCUUUUCACCUUCAGGAGACUUACACACCUACCACUCUGGAAGCCAGAUCACGGUGUGUCCAAUCCUCUGUUCUCUUUUCCUCCUUUUUCUUUAUUUGAUCUACAGGCGCUCAGACACCUCCCUCUGUAGCCAUAGGGCUCCACUUCCUCACCUUCAUUUGGUCACACUUGCAGUCUCUCUUCUACUACAAAUGGAGAUAGAAAGACUGCAAAGAAGGAAUCGCUACCUGCUGCAAGUGCUGCUCUUCCUGAAAAGGAUGCUUGAGAGGCCAGGCAAGAGUUUCGACCCUGUGGCCUCCCAAUCGCCUGUUCUUUCCUGGUAUGGUACGACUCCGGAGCCCAGGAGGUGGUGGGUGAGACCGCGCACCCGCCGUCGUUGGUGGAAGGAAGAGGUUUUGUCCCUUUGGGAUGAGGAGAUGUGGGUGUCCAACUUCAGGAUGUCCAGGGAAACCCUUUUUGAGCUUUCCAACUGCCUUCGACCGCAUCUGGAGCGUCAGGUCACAACCCUGAGGCAACCCAUCAGCGUGGAGGAAAGGGUCGCAAUCGCGAUAUGGUGGCUUUCGUCACCUUUGCUCUACAGAAAGGUUGCCUCCCGUUUCGGGGUUGGAGAAUCGACUGUCGCAGUUCUCGGAAUAGAGGUCUGCCUUGCCAUAGAAAAAGCACUUCUUGGAAAAACGGUCCAGCUCGGGGACUACAAGCAGAUUAUGGCAGGAUUCGCUGACCUUGGGUUUCCCCACUGUAUUGGGGCGAUAGGUGGAAUACACAUCCCCGUCCGCCCCCCAGUGAGACGUGCUGAUGACCAGAAAAACAGUGACUCCAUUGUUCUCCAGGGAACGACAGACCAUACUGGGAGAUUCAUCAACAUUGAAGUUGGGUGUUCAGGAAGAAACCGUGACGCGCACCUUUUCCGUUCCUCGGCAAUCUAUCAAGCUAUGGAGGAGGGAGCAUUUGUGCUAGGGAAUCCCCACACGGAAUGCAACGGAGUUCAAAUACCACCCUUGAUUUUGGGAGAUGGAGUUUAUCCCCUAAGGAAGUGGCUUAUGAAACCCUACGGGGGAAAUCUUGACCAUAGAAAGCAAAUGUUUAAUUCAUCUCUGUGCAGAGCUAGAAGCGUCGUAGAAAGAGCAUUUGGACGACUAAAAUCUCGAUGGGGGUGUUUGUCUUCCCGCUUGACCGUGGCAGAGGAAAAAUAUGUUCCAAUUGUCUCUGCAUGUGUGGUGCUGCACAAUAUAUGUGAAACAAAGGGGCAUGUUUUGUCACCUCAGGUCCUGGCACGCAGGGAUCUCACUCUUCCAGUACAGGAGGAGUCUGAGUUGGGAAAAUAUGCUGGAGGAGCGAAGGAGGGGGAAAAAGUCCGUUCAGCAGUAGCAGGACUGCUUAUGGGAGAAUGUUAACUGCCGGUCUGAACAAAUGUCAGUACUUUUCCCCGACAAUGACAUUAACUAUUAAAGUCCGUACUUUUCUACUA
This is a messenger RNA of Anolis sagrei ordinatus, 1595 nucleotides long. The record is from RefSeq and is a predicted model, not a curated record. NCBI's taxonomy places the organism in Eukaryota, Metazoa, Chordata, Lepidosauria, Squamata, Anolidae.